Molecule: messenger RNA, 1377 nt
Organism: Fukomys damarensis (Damara mole-rat)
Lineage: Eukaryota; Metazoa; Chordata; Mammalia; Rodentia; Bathyergidae
Gene: Mindy4b
Product: MINDY family member 4B
Exons: 12
Coding region: 1-1377 (458 amino acids)
Biological process (GO): protein K48-linked deubiquitination
Molecular function (GO): cysteine-type deubiquitinase activity; K48-linked deubiquitinase activity
Source: RefSeq, a predicted model, not a curated record
AUGGAGGUCUCCAGCCAGGAGCAAAGCCCUCAAGAGUUUGACUUAGAUGAAAUAACUAGGAAAAUUUUAUUUCUUGACAAAUGGAGGGGAAUCUUUAGUUAUCACGGGUUAGGAACCAAUAAUACAACUCCUGAGAGUCACAAAGAAAAUCAGGUAUCAGCAAAUGAAACUGAAGACAGAACAGGAAGACCUCAACCAAAAGGACAAGGACAUCUGCCAUCCAGUAGGCCUUGUUCUAUUCCCAAACCCUCCAUCAUCUCUUCAAAGUUGGGCGGCUCUCCUAUCUCCCUAGCAAUGGCCAUGAAGCUUCGACAAACCCUCUUUGGAAAUACUACCCACGUCUUCAGCUACGACUGGAAAAAGGCGCAUUUCAAGUUUCAUGAUCCUUUCUCUGACCUAGCUUUCACUUUGGCAGUGGAAAAGGGCGGUUCCCGGAGCGUUCAGAUGGCUGUACAAGGAUUCGUCAUCAAAUAUUUGUUAUUUACCAGGAAGAGCAAAGACUGUAACUUUCAAAGUUUAUGUGAGCUGAGCAAAUCUGAGCAGGAGCGAGCCCUGGCUUUGGCACUGGCUGGCAUUCUAUGGACCGCCGGAGCAGCUCAGAAGGCCACCAUCUGCCUUGUCACUGAGGACACUUACGUGGCCUCCACUUCUGAUUACUCCAGGGAUGAUUUCACGGAACAGCUCCAGCUGUUUGAAUUUUCAGAGAGAGAAGCCACUGAGAAAUUCAUCUAUGAUCAUUUACAAUGUUUUAAAGGGGAAGGAAGCCAUGGCGUCAUCCUGUUUCUUUAUAGCCUGAUCUUCUCCAGAACAUUUGAGAGGCUUCAGAAGGAUCUGGAUGUCACCACCACUCAUCUGUUACAGACACAUGCUGGAGGCUUCCUCUGCAAGCAGGCAGUUCUAAACAUGAUUUUAACUGGAAGAGCAAGUCCAAAUGUCUUCAAUGGCUAUGAGAAAGGAAAGUCUCUGGAGAGAUUACAUGGAAUCCUGACCCGCAGUGAUGUUGGCUAUUUGCAGUGGGGUCAGGACAACUCUGAGGAUGACAGACUUUCACAGGUUGGCAGCAUGCUGAAGACUCCUAAAUUUCCUAUUUGGCUGUGCAACAUCAAUGGAAACUACAGCAUCCUUUUUUGCACAAACAGACAGCUCUUAUCAGACUGGAAAAUGGAGCGUCGCUUUGAUCUGUACUUUUUCAGUGGCCAGCCCUCACAGAGAAAGCCAGUGCAUCUUACAAUAGAUACACACGCCCAUCACUGGGAAACGGACCAACAUGAAGUUAAAUAUGGCCCAGGACGACGCUGUUCCCCAGUGGAGAUGGCCAUCAGAACCAAGUGGAGGGGGGCUACUAUCAACUGGAAUGGGACUUUUCCCUUUAUCUAA